Messenger RNA from Engraulis encrasicolus (European anchovy), 611 nucleotides. Its product is annotated as complement C3-like. Lineage: Eukaryota; Metazoa; Chordata; Actinopteri; Clupeiformes; Engraulidae. Gene Ontology annotation, molecular function: protein binding. The transcript has 6 exons. The record is from RefSeq and is a predicted model, not a curated record. Bases 62 to 595 code for a protein of 177 amino acids.
CCGCAACGGCCUGCCUUAUCAAAGUACCGUGUUAUAGCUGAGGACGAUCCAUAGCUCAAGGAUGAAGCAAGUUCAACUGUGUUGGCCGGCCUGCCUGGUCCUCUGUCUUGUGGUCUUUUCACACCAUGCUGAUGCCGGAGCCCAAGUCCAAUGUCCAGACAAGUGCAGCCCUCAGAAGACAGGAGUGAAGACGCUGGCCGAACUCACCCACACAGCCUGCCAUGCCUCCACCAAAUUUGUUUUCGAGGUGACAGUGGAGAAUAUGGAGUCUUCACUGACUACAGACGCCUAUAACAUCAGCAUGCUGGAAGUUUUCAAAUACGGAGCUGACGACCCCAUGGAUCAGGAGCGAAUCUUCAUCUCCGUACCGUCGUGCAAGAGCCAGCUGGGCCUGAAGCCGGGCAACAACUACCUGAUCAUGGGUCAAGCCAGCAGCAUCAAGCAGGUAGCCGGGAAGUACUACUACAUGUUUGAUGAGCAUACCUGGCUGCAGUAUUGGCCUACAGAUGUCCAGGGCCAGAGUGAUGCCUACAAGAACCAAUACGACAACCUGGAGCAGUUCCGCAAUGACAUGAGCUUUGGAUGCAAGAGCUAAACACACACACACACAC